AUGGAGCUGGACGACCCAACUGUUGCGCCAAAGGAGGCCGACAAAGGGAUUGAGAACUACAGGACGGCACUGCAGCACGGCAGGGACGAGAACAGACCCCUUGUUGUCAUUUCCAACCACAUCAGUGCGCUUGAUCCCCACGCUGCAUCCGGUGCCCUCUGGUCCUGCUUCCGCCCCGUCGUCAAGAAGGACGUUCUGUCCAUUCCGCUGUACGGCGGUGUUGCCCGCACCCUCGGGUCCAUUGGGGUUGACAGGACUAAAGCAUCGGGCGUGGUCAACACGCUGCGCUCCUACAUUGCCGACAACGGCCAUGACGCAAUCCCGCUAUACCUGUGCCCUGAAGCCUCCACAACCAACGGCGAAGGUCUGUUGAGGUUCAAGCGCGGUACCUUCCUCACAGAUACUGAAGUUCUCCCCGUCUGUCUCCAAUACCAGCCCACGCUUGCCCUCGACAUCCUGCAGAUUAUUCGCUUCAUGUCGUGCGUUCGCCCUAAAUACAUCUGCGCCACCAUUCUCCCGCCCAUGCGUCGGCGCCACGGCGAAGACUACCAGGCAUUCGCAGACAGGGUUGGGCGGGCGAUGGCGGCAGCGAUGGGCAUCAAGUACGAGCUUGAGCGGACGUACGAGGAGGCGUUGUUGUUCUACACCGCGCUCGAGCACCAGUACAGACACAGGACCGGCAAGUUUGCGCCGGGAAGGGCAGACGCGACGAAGAAGAACAACAAGAAGAAGAACAAGUAG
Molecule: messenger RNA, 741 nt
Organism: Salpingoeca rosetta
Lineage: Eukaryota; Choanoflagellata; Craspedida; Salpingoecidae
Exons: 7
Coding region: 1-741 (246 amino acids)
Molecular function (GO): acyltransferase activity
Source: RefSeq, a predicted model, not a curated record